AUGUUAAGAACUAUUGAUAAAGAAGAGCAAUCUUCUGGUAUUUGUCGAUUCGAUGAAGGUUUGUUUUAUAUUUUUUUAAUAAAAAUUUUUUUUAAAGAUUUCUAUACAUGUUUUUUGAAUCCUGCUGAAGUUUUAAAAGGAUAUGGUUUACCUUCUGAAUUAAAAAAUCCAUUUAAAACUGUUGAUCCAAAAAAUUUACUUAUUACUUCACAACCUGAUCGUGUUAAACGUCCAAGAAAAUUUUUAUUUCCAUUUAUGGUAGAUUAUUUUUAUUGGGUGAUGGAUAAAUUUCGAAAAUUUCAACAAAUUUUUGAUGAAGAUUUUAUUUUUUCUAAAACUGAUAUUCAACAUGAAAAAGAUGAGAAUGGAAAUUUUGAAGAUUCGAGUUCAAAUGAAUAUUUUCCUAUUUAUAGCAAUUUAUUUGAAUUUUCUCUUCAUUAUGGACUUUUACGUUUAAAUUCGGAAAUGCGUCAAGAAUUGGGAGUUAAUAUUAUGGAUGUCCAGCUUGAUAUUCGAAAAGAUAAAUGUUUGAAAGAUUGGAGAGAUAAACCUUUAAUGCGUUUAUUAAUUGGAAUAGAUGAAUUGGUUAUGUCUUCAGUUAAACAACUUUCUGAAAAUCAAACAGAGAGAGGUUAUUUACGCGACUUAAUUAAUGGAGAACUUUAUCAUUUUGUUAAUGUUGGAGAAACUUCUGCAAGUAGAUAUUUGACAGCAUUGUUUGUUAUGCUUAUUUUUACAUUUGCAAUUUCAAUGCUUCUUCGAUUUAGUCAUGAUCAAAUUUUUGUUUUUAUUGUUGAUUUAUUUCAAAUGUUUGAACAAAAUCAACCUUUAAUUUUCCCUAUUGCUCCUCUUUUAACUGUUAUUUUGGCGUUAGUUGGAAUGGAAGCAAUAAUGAGUGAAAUAUUUAAUGAUACAACAACUGCUUUUUAUGUUAUUUUAUUUGUUUGGAUGGCUGAUCAAUAUGAUGCAAUAUUUUGCCAUUCAUCAAUUGGGAGACGUUAUUGGUUGAGAUUUUUCUACCUCUACCAUUUUGCUUUUUAUGCUUAUCAAUACCACUACAAUGGUAAAUUGUUUUCAGAAAUUUUUUUAAAUACCUAUAAAGGUGUGUAUAGCAGUUUGGCUUUAUUAACUUCAGCUGCAUUUACUCUGCAUUCGAUGGUUUAUUUUUUCCAUCAUUAUGAACUUCCAUAUAUUAUAUAUCAAGAACGCUUAAUUAAUGCGGUUAGACGAAUAAAUACUGAGAAUGGAGAUGGAAAUGUUGAUUUGGUUAGAAUUAGGCAAGUGGAUGAAAUUAGAAGUAGAAUGACUUUACAAAGUAGAAAUACUUUAAGAGCUACCAAUAUUGAAAAUAGGCCAAGCAAUGAUGUGUCAACUACUAUUAGAGGAGCAGUGGAAAUUUUGGAAAAUAUUGCUGCAAAUGAACCAAAUAAUCAAGAUAUUCCAACAUCUACAAAUAAUUUUGAAAAUAAUUUGGAGCAAACAAAUGAAAGUUUAACAACAAGUGUUGCUGUUGAAAAUCAAAGUUUUUCGUCCAAUCUACCAUCAGUUGAAAAUAUGGCCAAUUCUAUUGUUGAUGAAGCAAUACAAGAAGCGGGAUCAUUUGUUUCCUCUUUAGAAACACAACGAAGGCUUCAAAAUAUUUAA
This is a messenger RNA of Meloidogyne enterolobii, 1644 nucleotides long. Lineage: Eukaryota; Metazoa; Nematoda; Chromadorea; Rhabditida; Meloidogynidae. The record is from the annotation of a GenBank genome assembly.